This is a messenger RNA of Nezara viridula (southern green stink bug), 1291 nucleotides long. The record is from the annotation of a GenBank genome assembly. NCBI's taxonomy places the organism in Eukaryota, Metazoa, Arthropoda, Insecta, Hemiptera, Pentatomidae.
AUCGUUUCAGGCACAGGCGGUUAGGGUAUCCGAAUCCCUAACCUUAAUUUUAAAUUACGAAAUAAUUCGAAUUGAAAAUCCACAGGUAUGAUCUUCGAGAAGAUAGAUUUACAAUAAACCAAUUUUACUUUUUAAUAUACAGUGAUGAAUAUUUACCCAGGUUUUCUCCGUUCUCCGUUAAAUGAAAUAAAGGUUACGAAAUUCAAACUUUAUUUGCUGAGAACAUUUUGUUCAGAAAUUAUACACAGCUUUCCCAGCAUACCAGAAAUCAUCAGUGAAGAGAACAAGAAUGAAUGCAUGAGAAGAAUUCAAUCAAUUAGAAUUUCACCCAGAGAAUUGACAGAGAAUAAUAGAAAAAGAGCUGCUGUUCUAAUACCGUUAUGUAUUAUAGACAAACAACUAUCUUUCCUCUACACCCUAAGAAGAGAAAAUUUAAAAAGACAUAGGGGUCAAGUUUCUUUCCCUGGUGGUAUUGAAGAUUCAACAGAUAAUACUCUAGUUGAUACUGCACUAAGAGAAACUGAAGAAGAACUAGGAGUCAGCAAAGAAUCUGUCAAAGUUUGGGGGUCGGGAUCAAUUGUUGUUGGAAAUGAAUUCAGUGUUUUACCUGUGUUGGGUUAUUUAGGUCCAUUGAAUUUGAAUCAGUUAAAACCAAAUCCUGAUGAAGUUGAAAUGGCUUUUACUAUACCACUGCAGCACUUUUGUACAGAAGAUAAUUGUAGAUAUACUCAAUUUCGUUACAGCGAUGCCAAAGGAUAUGUUCUACCUGUGUAUAUUAAUGGCAGAUGCAGGGUUUGGGGAAUUACUGCUUUAAUUACUCAUAUUGUUUUAACUUCUCUUCUACCCAACCAUUAUAAACAAAAACUGGAGUAUAUCAAACCAUUGGUCUUACAUCCGCCUGUGUUAUAAUGAAGUCCUUUUUGUAAUUAUUUGUUUAAAUAGAAAAAUAAUUCAUGUAAAUUUGUUUAUCAUUUCCAUAUGGAAGUAUUGUUUUAUUAAGCUGACAAAAAAAAAAUUAUUGACAUAACAUGAUUGUUAAUUAUUUGAUUAAAUCUUUAAUUGUCGUAAUGUAAAAUCUAAAAAAAUAGCCCAAAAUGAAUCAAACCAAGGAACAAAAAGGCAAUAACCCUUCCAAAGGUAUAAAUGUAUAAAAAAAAAUUUACAUAUUUUUAUUAAUACAAACAUGUUAACAUUAGAAAAUUGUUUUUUUAAAACAAUUAAUGGCUGUGUUUGUUGUGUAACGUAUUUAUGUAUUACGUAUUGUUGAUCCUGUUAUGUAUUAUUGAGCCUG